GAGAGAAGGACGAUUCGUCUCUGCAACGCUGCAAGGACAGGGUGAACAUCACCAGGACGGAGCUCUCUCCAAAACACACACACACACACCAUGAACACCAAACCAAUCACUGCACUGGACUGACAGCUGUCAAUCCACUGGAGCAGAUUAUCAGGAUCCAGAGAUUACAACGGAGGACUUAAGCGGAGUAAUUCCAACUUAUGUUUGCUUAGAACUUGCUAUUCGAGGGUGGAAAAUUGGCCAUUUUUUGAUGCCUUUCAACCUGCAUUUGUCACGUGCGUGUGUGUGCUUUAGGGGAAGCGUGUAUGACACUGUCUUGCUGUAAAUCAGGGUCACGGUCUUGCUGACUCUCAUCCAUCAGCGCUAAGUAGCUUCAUUAGUGCUUCAGUUAGUGUUUAUUUCACCUCUCCGCCACCAAAAACCAUGAGCGAGGGCAAGAAGGAGUUGGAGAUGAGGGACAAAGCCAUCAUGCAUCAGCAGAGGAGACUUAAACAAGCCACUCAAUUCACUCACAAGGACUCGGCUGAUCUUCUGCCUCUGGACGGGCUCAAGAGAUUGGGCACUUCCAAAGACCUGCAACCCCACAGCAUCGUGCAGCGACGCCUUUUAGAGGGCAACAUCCCCCGUCUGCGUGGAGAGACUCGGGACAUCCCGUCUCAUGUCCGCUCGCCCCUGGCAGACAGCAAAGAGCCUGGAGAGCCCGAGGAGAGGAGCGAGAGCACGGUGGACGACUCCACAGAGGAGCGCGAGUCUCCAGAAGAGAGUGAAAAGAGCCUGAGGUCUGAUGAGGAUGGGGAUGAUGAAGAUGAAGGAGACAGCAGUGACGCAGGAGGAAAGUCUGACUCCAAACAGAAAGAGCAGAGGAAGAAAGAGCUCAAGGAGGGAGAAAGAGCAGCCAGUCUCUCAGCUCUUGUGGUCCAGUGUAAGUGUGGAGAUGCAGAGGUGAUGCUAUCCAUAAACACAGGAUGCCAACACAACCACAUCUCAAAAACAUGCUGCAGACGACUGGGACUGAAAACAAAGCUAGAAGAUAAAGGUCGAGACAAGCAGCCAGUCAGUGAAUCUUCUCCAGUGGAGACGGUGAAGUCUCUACAGCUGCAGCUGGGCAGAGAGAGAGUGCAAUGCACUGCCUGGGUCAUCGAGGACGCCACGUUUGAGGUGUGUUUGGGCCUACAGACUCUGCUGGAACUCAAAUGCUGUGUGGAUCUGAACUCCAGAGUGCUCCGACUCCACAGCCCAGAGCAGGAGCUUCCCUUCCUGGACGCACCUGCCUGCAGCCAGUGCCAUCACCACGACAACAACAAAAACAUGUGACCUCCGACCUCUGUGCCCAACAACCGCCAUGACCCAUGUCAUUAGAGAGGAAGACGACUAAAAGGACGCCUGCAUCUGGACUGUAGUGUUCCCUCGUGCCAGAUCAACAUACACAGGCCUCUCCUCUCUCAUCUUUCCUUCUUUAUUCUUCGUCGUUUGUUUCUGUGCGACUUACAGAAAUCUGCCAACUAUGAUUUUUUUAUUAUUAUUAUUAUUUGCUGUGCUGAAUUAGUUUGGAUUAAAUGUAAUAAAGCUCAGGAGGAGGAAGAUUGUGUUCUGACAUUCUGAAAUUGCCUUUAUCGAGAGGUAUGCAGUUAAUGGAUAUCGAUGAGUAAUAUUCUCUAACUGGUGAUUUUAACUAUAUAAUGAGUCAAAUAUAUUCUUGUACGUUACUGUAACCGAGAGUUUAAGAGAAGCUGCACACUUUCUGAGAUUUUGAACAAUAACCAAACCUGAUUUUAUACUUUCACGUGUGUCAAAACGUAACAAAUCAGAAACUUUCCUCAAAUUUAGAUAGAAAUUUUACCCGAAACUGCCUUUUACUUAAUAAAGUCUGUGUUUUUCUGCCCUUAUUUCUCUUUAGAAGGCCAAAUCUGCCCUCAGAUGAUAAGAAGGACUCCAGCCAGACUAAUCAAAUGUUAAUUGAGCCCUUGGGCUCCA
Danio aesculapii is the source of this 1974-nucleotide messenger RNA. RefSeq names its product nuclear receptor interacting protein 2 (gene nrip2). The transcript is spliced from 6 exons. The coding region runs from base 424 to 1314 and encodes 296 amino acids. Gene Ontology annotation, biological process: proteolysis. The record is from RefSeq and is a predicted model, not a curated record. Gene Ontology annotation, molecular function: aspartic-type endopeptidase activity. Lineage: Eukaryota; Metazoa; Chordata; Actinopteri; Cypriniformes; Danionidae.